This is a messenger RNA of Onthophagus taurus, 2002 nucleotides long. It is a transcript of the gene rngo, whose product is annotated as DNA damage inducible 1 homolog rngo. Lineage: Eukaryota; Metazoa; Arthropoda; Insecta; Coleoptera; Scarabaeidae. Gene Ontology annotation, biological process: proteolysis. The record is from RefSeq and is a predicted model, not a curated record. Gene Ontology annotation, molecular function: protein binding; aspartic-type endopeptidase activity.
UCUCAGACGACAAAAAAGAACUUGUUUUCGCCAAAAAGUAAAAUCGUAUUUUAACGCCCCCGUUAUUUUUAACCGGGAUGCUCAUACCGGCGACGAAGAACAACGGAUUUUUUCUGCUGCAUCACCGCUUUUGGCGGCACACUAGUGUCAAACUGUCGACGGUUGGCAGCGGAUGCAAUGGUGUUUUGACUGCCGCCGUCGGUCAUCGUAUUGUCUCGUUAAAACCGCGUACCUCGAAAUCUUAAUGUUGCCGUCAAAAUUCUGAUUGUUAAGUUCUCCACAAAGAAAGAAAAAUAACCCACCAAUUAACCAUGAAGGUAACCGUAACCACCCUCACCGACGACAUCUUCGUCCUUGACGUCUCCGAAGACUUGGAGUUAGAAAAUUUUAAAGCUUUCUGCGAAGUCGAAAGCGGCGUUCCAGCAAUCGAAUCCGUCAUCGCUUUUAACGGCCGCCCUUUAAUGGACAAUAAGAAAUCUUUGAAAGAAUUAGGAAUCAAGGAUGGGGACGUUGUUAUAUUGCAACACAUGGUUCAAUCUGGUUCUCAUGGUCAAUCUAAUCCCGUUCCAACUUUAGAUUUUAGUAAUAUUCAUGUUCCUGGAUCUGCAGGUGGAGGAGGUAGUGUUCGACAACCUUCUAGACCUCCUAGAGACAUUAGAAAUACUUCGGAAGAUGAUCCUGUUAUGAUAAGAGAUAUGUUUCUUGCUAACCCUGAUCAACUUGCACUUUUAAAACAGAAUAAUCCUAGAUUAGCUGAUGCUUUAUUAAGUGGAAGUGUUGAAACUUUUGCAUCUGUUCUUCACGAACAAGUUCAAGCUCGUCAAGAUCGUGAAAGACAACGUAUAAGAAUGAUGAAUGCUCAUCCGUUCGAUACGGAAGCUCAAAGAUUAAUCGCUGAGGAAAUCCGACAAAAAAAUAUUGAGGCGAAUAUGGAAGCUGCGAUGGAAUAUAACCCGGAAUCAUUUGGAACGGUGGUCAUGCUCUAUAUUAAUUGUAGAGUAAAUGGGCAUCCGGUGAAAGCAUUUAUUGAUUCGGGUGCACAAACUACAAUUAUGUCGAGUGCUUGCGCGGAACGGUGUAAUAUUAUGCGUUUGGUCGAUACUAGAUGGGCAGGAAUUGCGAAAGGUGUUGGGGUGCAAAGAAUUAUCGGUCGAAUUCACAUGGUUCAAAUACAAAUUGAUAAAGAUUAUUUGACGACUAGUUUUUCCGUUUUAGAGGAACAACCCAUGGAUAUGUUACUUGGGCUAGAUAUGUUAAAACGCCAUCAAUGUUCUAUAGAUUUAAAAAAAAAUGUUUUAAGAAUCGGAACAACGGGAACGGAAACACAAUUUUUAGCUGAAAGUGAUUUGCCAGAAUGUGCACGUUUAAGUUCGAUUUCAGAGGAAGAUCUAAUGGCUCAAUCGAAAAAAAUGGCUGAAGACCAUGAAGUGCAAGAGGCUAUAAAACGAAGCAGGGAAUCGUCAAAUAGAGGAGCUUCAACUAGUACGGACGCUGCCCCACAAUUAACACCAAUAAAUGAUCUCAAUCCAGGCGAUAAAUUUACAGAGUCAGAUGUAACAGAGUUAAUGGCGUUGGGAUUUCCACGUGAUCAAGUCAUAUCGGAGUUAAGGCAAUUUAAUGGCGAUAAAAUCCAAGCAACAGCUGCGCUGUUCGCAAAGUCUUUAAAAUUUUAAUCGAUUUUUUUAAUGAAAAAUAAAGACACUUUUUAUAUGAAAUGUCACCAUGUACUUUGUAAAUACUAACUACAUAUUAUACUUCCAAUACUGAUUUAUUUUAUUUAAAAAAAGCAGUAGUGUUUUUAAUGGCACAAUAAUUUUUAAGAAUCAUUUUGGUAAGGAGGCAUAUUUUUUGAUUCAGUUCACUUGGUAUAUUAUUUCCUCUUUUAUCGUUCAUUUUUUACCUAAGAUUUUCACUUUUGUAAUAAUUCAUUUGGAACAUUAAAUCACGCAUUUGUAAGGAUUAUAUGGAUAAGGAAGCAAAAUAAAGACUGAUAAAACAGAAA